AUGACGUUUCUUAAAUCUAUUUUGUUCUAUUUCUUAGUAGUUGUAUUAUUUUUAUUUUUAUUAUUAUUAUAUAUCCUUGGUGGUGUACGGUACAUCACAGAUUUUGAGAAUAAUACUUGUGAAAUGACUUAUAUGUUUGAAUAUCCUCAAUAUGUGAGGGUAGCCUUAGACGAUAAUAUAGAAAACAACUAUCCACGAUAUGGAUUGUAUGCAUAUGGAGAAGGUUUUGUUACAGAAAAACUUAGAAGAAUGCAUUUUACAGGAAUACCUGUCCUUUUUAUUCCUGGAAAUGCAGGCUCUCAUGAACAAGUAAGGUCUAUUGCUUCUGUCAGUUUGAGAAAAGCUCUGAAAGAUCGAACACCUUUUCAUUUUGAUUUCUUUACCAUAUCGUUGGGUAAAGAUUAUUCUGGUUUGUAUGGCGGUGUAUUAAUGGAAGAAACUAUGUAUGUUCAUCAUUGCAUAAACAAAAUUUUAAGUUUGUACAAAGGAAACAUGGAUAAUGUUGUACUUAUUGGUCACUCAAUGGGAGGAAUUAUAGCCAAAGGAGCUAUUUUAUUAGUACCUAAUGCAAAUGUUAGUACUGUCAGUAUUAUAAUCAAUUUGGCAGUCCCUUCAACACCAUCGAUAGUGUUCGAUAAUACUUUCGCCAAUUAUUAUUACGCUUUAGAGAAAAAAGCAAAUGUUAUUAAAGAUGCUGGUAUAACGGUAGUAUCGAUUGCCGGUGGCCCAAGAGAUAUAAUCGUACCAGCAAAUCAAGUUAUAGAUUCUACAGCUGAUAUAAAUAUUUUAUCUACAAGUAUACCAGAUGUUUGGAAAUCUACUGAUCAUCAAUGUAUUCUUUGGUGCAAACAAUUAGUACUCUCUAUUGUUAGAUCUUUAUUUGAUAGCGUUAAUUAUACACAAAGACCACCUAGAAUUUAUAAUGAACCUGCUCGUAAAUUAGAAGCUUUAUCUUAUCACUUUUUACAUCGAAGUUCAGGAAAAAGAUUAUACCAUUAUAAAGAAAAAUUUAAUUUUCAUAACAAAGGUGAAUGGAUAGAAAAUAUCCAGAGACAAUACACAUGGGAGAAUAAAGUUGACAAUUCUAAAAAAGUUCCUACGUAUUUAAUGAUUAGACUUAUAGAUCCGCGUGAUCAUUUGACAAUUGAAACAAUAAACUUGGAAACGAAAGAUUGGCUCUUUGUUUGUUCUGCUUCAAGUUUGCAAGGCUACUCUAGAGUGUGCGAUUGGGGCUGGAAUCUUACAAAUAGAACAAGAAUGGCUCCUGAUUAUUUAUAUAGACUCAGACGUGUUGUUGAUUUAGAUACUCAAGAAAUUAAAUAUCCAGGUGUGACACAUAUUGUUAUUAGAAUACCUUCAGAAGAUUUAAAUAACAAUGUUAUAAUUACCGUUGAUGCAUAUUCUCAUGAAAAGAGAAUUUUACCUAUUAAGAAGAGGAGUUGGACAAUUAAAAAUCUUGUUAGCUCUGAUUCAUCUGGUCUGAUAGAUUUUACACCUGGACAAACAAGAUAUUAUUUAACUUUAAAUAAAAUAAAUGUAGUAGAUGUAGAACUUAAAAAUAUUGAAUGUAAAGAUAUUAAAGGACCAGUUCACACCAGUAUUGAAUUAUUGGAAUCAUGGAAUUUUGGUAUUAGCCAAACUAUAUUUUUCAGUGAAAUUGAUGAUGGACCUAAAACUUUAAAAGUACAGACACGUUCUAACUAUGAUACUAAUGUUUCUGCAAUCUUAAGAAUGACUUUAGAACCAAAGUGUUCAUAUAAAUUUAAUAUUAAGGAAGGUGCCAUAAUAGAUCAAAUUUCUUGUUUAAUACGAGAUCGCUGGUCUAGUCUUUACAUAAUUAUCAUAAGUUUACUCUUAGUGAUAAUAUCAUUGCGAUUAGACAACGAAAAAAGUAUAUAUCCGCCAUUAACUGUUACAAUUGCUUUAUGCAUCUACUUUGGUAUUGUUUUCGAAAGUUUUGUGGCUUUAGCCAUAAUUUGUAUAUUUGCUAUUGGUACAUGCUGUUCUGUUAUUUUCCUCGGUUCAUUAGCACAUGGCAUAGCUGUAAGGUUUUUAGCACGAGCAAUAGCUUUUUCGAUGACGUGGGCUGAUUGGUUACUCGGUGGAUUAAAUCAAUUGCCACUCUUUACAACAAUUUGUGUCAUAUCUUUAGUUCCAGCAACGUGUGGAGCAUUAGCUAUGGUUAUCUCAGUAUUUUUGCACUUUUUAAAAUUGACAAGAAUGUAUGAAGAUUAUUUAGAAGAACUAUUAAUGUCUUGUUUACGACAUUUUAAAUUUGGUAGAUUUUUUAAGAGUAGAGCAAGAACAGAAACAAGUGAAAAUAGUCAGCAAAAAAUAAUAGAUUAUUUAAUUCUUUUUAUUUUAUGGAGUUUCACCGCUGUAGCUGCUAUACCAUCUGUUCUUGUAUGGGCGAAAAAUUUCAGUUAUAGUACGCAAUUAUUGACAGAAGAUUUCAUACUGCUCACUAGCUGGAAAGUUUUAACUAUAUGUAUUAUUCUUGAACUCGUACAAAUAUCUUUCAAAUCUUCCAAUUCAUGGAUAUUAAGCAAUAUGUUGUGUUUUCUAAGUUGGAUUAUGCUUUCUACGACAGCGACUGCUCGUCCAUCCUUUUUUCAAUGUUUUAUACCACCCUCCGUGGCAUUAAUUGCAGUUAUUCUUUCUCUUUAUCGUAAUAUUACUAACAGAUUAUACUCAUAAUAUAAUUAAAUAAUUAAAUAAACUAUUUACGCAAAUUUUAUCAAAGGAAACAAAAUAAACUGUAUUGUAUCAUAAAAUACAUGACUUAUUAUUUGUGAAAAAAAUAAAGAUAUACAUAUUCAAUAAUCAAACUUAUGUUAUCUAUGGGUGCAUAUAAUAGUUAACAGGUUGAUUCUAAUGUACAAAGAUUUUAAAACUAAGUGGGGCAUAUACAUAAUAAAUAAUUCUACUAAUAAUAUAAAGAUUGUCAAAGAAAUUAUGUAAGUAUUUUUCAUCGACUUCUUAUCAAAGUGUGUAUACAAUUUACAAACAAUAAAAAGUCAGUUUAAUUUAAAAUUAAAUUAUUUAAAAAUGUGUAUUGGAUGUUCUUCUAUUAAUUCAUCUGACAGAAAUGACAGAAUAUGUAUGUAUACUCGAAUAAAACUUAUCCCCCAAAAUAUAAUAAAUAUGA
Messenger RNA from Polistes dominula (European paper wasp), 3148 nucleotides. RefSeq names its product GPI inositol-deacylase (gene PGAP1). The record is from RefSeq and is a predicted model, not a curated record. NCBI's taxonomy places the organism in Eukaryota, Metazoa, Arthropoda, Insecta, Hymenoptera, Vespidae. Gene Ontology annotation, biological process: endoplasmic reticulum to Golgi vesicle-mediated transport; GPI anchor metabolic process. Gene Ontology annotation, cellular component: endoplasmic reticulum. Gene Ontology annotation, molecular function: phosphatidylinositol deacylase activity.